This is a messenger RNA of Besnoitia besnoiti, 3180 nucleotides long. RefSeq lists its product as uncharacterized. The transcript is spliced from 18 exons. NCBI's taxonomy places the organism in Eukaryota, Apicomplexa, Conoidasida, Eucoccidiorida, Sarcocystidae. The record is from RefSeq and is a predicted model, not a curated record. The coding region runs from base 1 to 3180 and encodes 1059 amino acids.
AUGAGCUGGGCGCCGGCUGCACCUCAGCAAUCGUCCUUCACGUAUUUAUCUUUGGCCUCUCCUCUUUCUCGUUCAGGGAGAGACGUCGGCUCGAGGACGCUGCAGCUCCAAGACGAGAGGGAACUCCUUCCUCUCUGUGCAGCAGGGUCAGCUCUUCUUGGCGUCACUAGAGGAGGGAGACACUGGAAGCAGCUCUCCUGGCGUCGAUACGCCUCGCUUCGCGGCCAUCCGCUCUCGCUGACUGCAUCCACGCUUAUAGGCUUGUUGACCGCGAAAGCAGGAGGCAACGGCGCCGGAUUCACGCGCGAAGCGGAGGCGGGAGUCGAGCGAGCGCCGUCGGCCUCCAGCGGCUGCUCCAGGGCUCUCUCCCUAUCAACGCCGCGAGAAUGCGAGCCUCCCGCCAUGCCGCCAGGCACCGUGCGCAGAAGCGAGCAGUCUGUCCGCCUCUUCUCGUGGCGGAGCUGCCUUUUCGUUUCCUUUCUCUUGGCUCUUGUCGAGCCGUUCUUCCGCGUGGUCGGCGGUGUGGCGGCUGCCGACUCGUCCAUCUGUCCCCCGGGGCAGUUCGGCUCGGCGCCGCCCGCCUGCGCGCCUUGCCCAGUCAACCAGUACGGGCCCGCGCCAGGCAUGAGCCAGUGCAUGCCGUGCCCAGUGCAGGCCACGACGCUCGGCGAGACGGGGGCAACGAGCAUCGGCUCUUGCUCCUGCGAGUCAGGGUACUAUCUGAACAUGCAGCUCGCUGCGUGCACGUCGUGCCCGUUGCCGAUGACCGAAUUCUACUGCCCCGGUGGCCUGACGGCGAAUAACGUUGCGGCGAAAUGCGGACAACUCACGGAGGUUGCGAACGGCGGCUGGUGGAUCGAUUUGCAGGCGAUCGACGUGCCUGUCUUUUACCAAGCUUGUCCUGUGAGAGACGCCUGCAUCGGCGGCUGCGGUCAGUGCCGCGAAGGCCACGUCGGCCCCCUGUGUCAGAUGUGCGCGGGGGGCUGGACUCGCGACUUUUUCACUUCGGUGUCGCAGUGCUCAAAGUGCCCAAGCAAACUCAUUCUCCUCGCGAUCCACGGCAGCUCCGUCGUCGGCCUCGCGAUUUUUGUCUACCUGUGCUUCCUCUGCGCGAACCACUCCGCUCACGACAAGCUUAAGGGCAUCCCAGACGACCAGAGGAGCCGCUUCGUUCCAGCGAUGAAGAUGCUGAUGGUUUACCUCACCGUCUGGGGAAUCUACGGUCUCCAAGCGAAUCUGGGAGAGACGUGGGCGGACGUCGAUGAGUUAGGUGCCGCUCGCGGCCACAGCGCUGGAAGCUACAUCGUCCGCGACGUGUUCAGCGCCUCGCCUCUGUACUUCCAGCAAUACGUCGCCGCCGCCCGCAGCGUCCUCCUCUUCACUGUGGGGGGCCAGAAGCUGGACUGCUGGUUCUCUAACAGCCAGCAGAGUCCGCUGUACGUUUACACUUUUUUUGCGUUUCUGGUUCCGGCGGUACUGCUCACGCUGCUGUUUCUCAUCUUCAACUCGAUCUUCGUCCUCUGUCGCGACCGCGUCCCCGAGGGCAAGAAGGUGCUCUACAUGGCAACGAGAACCCGCUGGCGAGACGUCCUCGGACAGAAACUCACCGUCGCUUUUUGGCAAGUCACUUUUUCCUUCCUCUUCUUCUGGCUGCCUGGAGCCACGACCUACUUCGCUGCGGCCUUUCAGUGCCGUACCCUCGCGAGCGGCGAGCAAGUGCAGGUCUUUGACUCGACAGUCAGCUGCGGCGGCAGGUCCUACGCGAACGCCACGCAAGUUGCGCUUCCCGGUCUGUUUGUUUGGAGCUUCGGAUGCCCGAUUUUGUUUUUCUUGGCGAUGCUGUUCUACGUGAACUCGCUCCAAGACACGCGCUUUCUUCUCGUGUUUUCGUUCCUCAACGACUUUUACCGCUUUAAGUUCUUCUGGUGGGAAGUCGCGCGCCUCCUCUUUCUCUCCUCGCUGAUCUGCGUUGCCGUCUACCCCUUCCCGGUAGGAAGACCGUCUUUUCUCACAGUUCUCCUCUCCCUCUUCGGCGUCCUCUUUGCGCUCGCGCGCCCCUACGGAUCGGAAUCAAUCGACUCCUGGACGCUGAUUAAGCGGAAAACUGGAAAAGAUAUCAAGAUCCCGCGAACGCUGCAUGUGCGCGAAGUGCUCAUGUGGAUUGACCUCGCGGUGCCCUUCCAGUUCGACUCGAUUCGCAUGUCGUUGCCCUCCGGAAGCCGCCGGCGCCUCAUGGAGAUUCUGAUCGUCGUCUUCUUCUCCGUCGGACAGCUGCUUCUCGUCGGCUGGGUGCUGUGCGAGAUCUACAAGACGCUUAGGUACUACUGCGGGCGCCAGGAAAAGAAAAAAGUGCUUCCCGUCGAGGUCGAAGAGAGUCCUGACUUUUACAUGGUGAGUCGAGGCGACGCAAGCAGCUCGGGCGAACUCGUCUUCCACAAAUUUCUUCUGCGCGACGAGCUGUUUUUUAUGGAUGCCGUUCGGCUCUCACCGUUCCCUGAGGAGGCGCUCGCCCAGCUGCACACGUUUGUGAAGCACGAAGACCUCUCUGCCUGCGACAUCUUCGCGGCCGCGGACUUCCUCUUUGAGCAAGGCCACGUGGAGCUGCAGGGACAGACGCUCUACGUGAGCGUGCCGCGGCUCGCGAGCAUGUACGGGGACCUCACCUACGACGUCUCGACUUCUGAGGAGUUCACAGCGGAAGUCAGGAAGCUCCUCCGCAGGGUGGCGAAGCAGCUCAAAGUCGAGAAAGAGGUUGGCGUACGCGUGCAAGUAGCGCAGCGGCUUCGCAACACGUAUCGCAUCGUGGGGGGCCGCAGGAGGCGCACGCAGCGGCGCCAGACGUCCGACGAGGUGGCCGGCGGACAGUGGAAAAAGUUGAUCGGCGGCGAAACAGAUGCAGAUGUGCAGCUGCGGUGGCUGCGCCUGCGCAUGCAUGGCGACGAGGAUUCCAGCGCGCGACGGCGAGCGGAAUUCGCGCUCAUCUUUCCUUCGGCCAAACCGGUGGUGUAUCAGGACGAGCUUGAGUCCUCUCGGCCGUCGCAGCCGGAGGAGCAGCCUGGAUUCUUGGAGCAACUCGCCAACACUCUCUUCGGCACCGAGAAGAAGCGGGACUUUUCUCGGCGCGCACAGGACCCUCUGGAUGUUCAUUUGCAUCCGUAUCACGCCGUCGAUCUCCUCUGA